This is a messenger RNA of Moneuplotes crassus, 2802 nucleotides long. The record is from the annotation of a GenBank genome assembly. Lineage: Eukaryota; Ciliophora; Spirotrichea; Euplotida; Euplotidae.
GAAUUUCUAAUGGAACAGUUUUCUGAACAAGAUACUGAUAAGAAAGACCCAUUCCUGGAGCUAAACGUACCUGGUUGCACAGCUGCGGAUAGCUAUUCCCAAGAAAUAACACAAAUUCUGAUGAUAAAGUCAUCAGAGGAAUCAAGAGCUCCCAAGAAACUUCCAGUGUGUAGCCAAGGUGCAACUGAUGAUCUAUUCCAGCUGGAUAGUAUUAAGAGCGAAUCAACUGAAGAGCUUGAGAUUUACAAAGAGUUUCCCAUAAUAAUCGUUCAUAAAGGAUAUAUCUUCGCAAAAUGCUCGAUAAAGCAUCUGAGGAACUUAGACGACCCAUCACUUCCCUACAAAAGCCCUAAGUUUGAGAGAUAUUUUAAUAAUGGAACCCUUACUAUCAAGCAAGCGUCGGAUAAAUUUAAGGUGUUCGAGAAAAAUUUUCAACCGAUUGAGCUUCACAAAAUCUUCCCAGGAUUUGAGUUUAUUGGACAAAGAGUCACAACCCCGAUGGUCUAUCUAAAUCGAGAGAAGGUUUUGAAAUAUGUUACAAACUUAUUCAUCCAGAGAGGAAAAUGAAAUAUAAGAAGAGUCUUCCUGCAUCUCAGGCAAAAAGCAUUACGAAAGACCUAUUUGGUUAAAAAUAAUGUAAAUAUCCUUCAAAUCUUGCAACAAGUUGAAAAAGAGCUCAAUAACGCUCAGAUUGUACAGGCAGAGCAAGAGCAGACAAUGGAACUUCAGCCAUUCGGGAGAAAAUCAGUGUUGUUUUGGAAUAGUUAUCUCAAAAGGCCUGAGCAUGCUCUGAUAUUUUACUCUGAGUUCCAAGAAUAUCUUCUCCAACAAAGUGUAUCACGUCAACAUAUCCAACUUGAAGUUAUGAGACAUUGAGCCCCUGAAGGAUACAAAUGAAUCAUUGUAUUGAUAGUAUGUGAUGCUAUCACCAAUAAUUUCUAUCCAGCUGCAUUUGCUGUGCUCAAAACUGACACAAAAGAAGCUUAUACAGAAGUACUCACAGCUCUCAAGAAGCAAUUAAAAGAUAGCCUGAAGCCUAGAAUAAUAGUAGCUCCCUACGAUGCAUCAUUAAUAAAAUCAUCAGCUGCUGUAUUUCCUAAUGCUCAAGUCACAACCACGUUUGUUCAUUUUGUACGUUCUCUUUGGAAGGAGGCUACUCGUCUGUUACUCAAGAAGCGAAAUUUAGUCAAGAACACGAAGAAGAUAAUCAACGCUAUUAAAGGAUUGACUAUCUUACACCCAAAGAAAGUUUCUGAUAAGUUUGAUGCUCUCAGGAGGAAGAUCUCUCCUUUAGUCCAGAAGUCAUGUUCAAGGUAUGGAGAUCUCCUUAAAUAUAUUGACAAGACAUUCAUCCUGACUCAUCUCAGCGAUGCUGAGAAGAGAGGCUAUGUCAAUGCCUUCCCUAUAAACUUCUGGAAUAUCCUACGAUGGAAGAAGAAAUCUAAGCUUCACACUAUUAUCAAUAUGGGUGUUGAGAAGUGGCAUAAUGAGCAACCGAAGAUCUUUGGGUUCAAGAAUCCCUCACUUGACCAGAUAAUCAGCGCUUUCAGAGACUUUGAUGCCACUAAGAAGAUAGAAUUUGAGUCAACUCCUAGGGAGUUCUCUGAGCUCCAGGAUACUACAAUCGAGUGAGGCUCUGAUAUCGUUGAAUUUGAGAAGAAGGUUGGCAUUGAGACUGCCUACUGUAUUCAAUCACUUAAAGAAGACCCAAGAGCCCAGAAUCCUCUCUGCCUUGAAAAUCCUCCAAUGUAUGUCUCAGACGACGAAGACUUAUGCAACAAAGACGAAGAUGAGGAGCAACCUAUAGACCCCAAAAAGGCUUGAGUUUCAGACUCCACUAAUUUUGGAGAUAAAGUUUUAGCUUCUGAGCAAAAGAAGGAAGCUAAAGUUAUUCUCAAAACCCCUCAAGUCAAGCUUGCUGAAGAAAAAGAGACCAAAAAUGUUAAAAAGAUGCUUGAUAAGCAAGAAAAUGAUGAAACCAACGACACUGAGGAGAAAAUUGAGAAGAAACGUGGAAGAAAGAAGAAGUUUUCAACAGAUGAAAGACCUGAGAACAACCACUCAAUCACUUCCUUCCCAAUAGCCCCACCUCCGAAGAGACUUGAGAAACUUAUCACUGAUGAUAUGAGCAUUGAAGAUUUAUGAAGGAAGCUCGACAUCGAAGAGUGAUUGCCAAUCCUACAAGAUAACAAAGUCACUGUAGAAAAUUUGAAAUACCUCGAAAUGGGUGAUCUCAGAGAAAUGAAGAUCCCCAUAGGACCAGCUAGGCAGAUCAUCAAUGAGAUCCAAAACAAUACUCACAGACCUCCGGUUAAGGUAAUCGCUUCUUUACCCAAGCGGAAGAGAGGACCGAAUAAAAUCCGGCCUCAAGAGACUGAAUUCGAGAAGAAAGAACGGGUCAAAGAAGAGCGGAAAAAGAAACGUGACGAGAAAGCCAAAGCAAAAGAUCACAAUUUAGAGAAUAAUUUUGAAGACAAACUUGCCAGUUUGGUCAAGAUUAAACCCAUAGAGAAGAAAAGAUCCAAGUCUAUUGAAGAAGAGUUCAAAUUUCAAGGAUCUCCUAGCGACGGAAAUAUUCUUAAACAUCUGGUAAAGAAAAAGAGAGAUCAUAUUAUCAAUCCUCCUCAGAAUGAGAAGGAAGAUAAACAGAAAGUGAUGGAAGAGGUUACCUCAUUGAUUUCAGCAAAGCCGGAGAUCAAACCUGAAGUUAAAAAUGAUCUGAAGCCAGUACAAGAAGAAAAAGAAGCUGAACAAGAAUGCUCAAGUCAAGACUCUCUUAAAAGUGAUGAGCCCUUCCUGUAG